CCCUGCAGUCGGCCACCCUGUGCCCGCCGAGAGCCCCAGCGCCAGCCAGGGGCGCCCCGUCCCACCCCGCGAGCGGCGCCCCGUCCCACCCCGCGAGCGGCGCGGCUCUGAGCUCCGAAAGCGGAAGCGGGGGGCGCGGCCCGGGGCUGGGGCGGGGCCUGCGACCUCACCUUCGCGCCCACUCCGCGGAGCCGCAGGCCGAGGCCGGGAAGGGUCGGGGGCGAGGUCGCGCCGCCGCCUCCCCGAAGCGUUUUCCUGUCGGGGGGAGGGCCCGUCACGUGGGCCUGACAGCUGGGGAGGGGGUGGCCGGUGACAAUGCGGUCCCCAGGCGGCCAGCGCCGGGAGCUGCGGCGCUGAGACCCCCGGCCCGUCCCACCCAGCCGGGCCCCUCGGGCUCCCGGCCCGGGCCCCGUCAUGUUCUCCAGGAAGAAACGGGAGCUCAUGAAAACCCCUUCUAUCUCCAAAAAGAACCGCGCGGGAAGCCCCAGCCCGCAGCCCUCAGGGCCCCACUUCAUUCCUGGGGAAACUGAGGCAGUGUCCAGGCUGGAUAAUCCCUUUAACGAGCUCCCCUCGGACCUGCCCAAGGAGCUGCCCAGGAAGGAUGGGGCUGAUGCUGCGAUCCCUGGACCGAGCCUGGAGCCGCCUGCCGGGUCCUCUGGCGUCAAGGCCACGGGCACCCUCAAGCGGCCCACCAGCCUGAGCCGCCAUGCCAGCGCAGCUGGCUUCCCGCUGUCUGGUGCCGCCUCCUGGACACUGGGCCGGAGCCACCGGAGCCCACUGACAGCUCCCAGCCCGGGCGAGCUGCCCUCUGAGGGCAUCGGCCCUGAUGCCGUAGAGGACAUCUCCCACCUGCUGGCGGAUGUGGCCCGCUUCGCCGAGGGCCUUGAGAAACUCAAGGAGUGUGUGUUGCGUGACGACCUCCUUGAGGCUCGCCGCCCACUGGCCCACGAGUGCCUGGGUGAGGCCCUGCGUGUCAUGCGUCAGGUCAUCUCCAAGUACCCACUGCUGAACACCGUGGAGACGCUCACAGCAGCCGGCACCCUCAUUGCCAAAGUCAAAGCCUUCCAUUACGAGUGUAACAAUGAUCUGGAGAAACAGGAGUUUGAGAAGGCCCUGGAGACGAUUGCGGUGGCCUUCAGCAGCACAGUGUCCGAGUUCCUCAUGGGUGAAGUGGACAGCAGCACCCUCCUCGCAGUGCCUCCCGGGGACUCGAGCCAGUCCAUGGAAAGCCUGUAUGGACCGGGGAGUGAGGGCACCCCUCCCGGCCUUGAGGAAUGCGACGCUGGCUGCCUGCCCGCCGAGGAAGUGGAUGUGCUGCUGCAGCGCUGUGAGGGGGGCGUGGACGCCGCACUGCUGUAUGCUAAGAACAUGGCGAAGUACAUGAAGGACCUCAUCAGCUACCUGGAGAAGCGGACCACGCUGGAGAUGGAGUUUGCCAAGGGCCUGCAGAAGAUCGUUCACAACUGCAGACAGAGCGUCAUGCAGGAGCCGCACAUGCCGCUGCUGUCCAUCUACUCGCUGGCCCUGGAGCAAGACCUGGAGUUCGGCCACGGCAUGGUGCAGGCCGUGGGCACCUUGCAGACCCAGACCUUCAUGCAGCCCCUGACCCUGCGGCGGCUUGAACAUGAGAAGCGCAGGAAGGAGAUCAAGGAGGCCUGGCACCGCGCCCAGAGGAAGCUGCAAGAGGCGGAGGCUAACCUGCGCAAGGCAAAGCAGGGCUACGUGCAGCGCUGUGAGGACCACGACAAGGCCCGCUUCCUCAUGGCCAAGGCGGAGGAGGAGCAGGCUGGCACUGCACCUGGGGCGGGCAGCACGGCCACCAAGACCCUGGACAAGCGGCGGCGGCUGGAGGAGGAGGCCAAGAACAAGGCGGAGGAAGCCAUGGCCACCUACCGCACCUGCGUGGCCGACGCGAAGACGCAGAAGCAGGAGCUGGAGGACACCAAGGUGACCGCGCUGCGGCAGAUCCAGGAGGUCAUCCGACAGAGCGACCAGACCAUCAAGUCGGCCACCAUCUCCUACUAUCAGAUGAUGCACAUGCAGACGGCGCCGCUGCCCGUGCACUUCCAGAUGCUGUGCGAGAGCAGCAAGCUGUACGACCCGGGCCAGCAGUAUGCCUCCCACGUCCGCCAGCUGCAGCGGGACCAGGAGCCCGACGUCCACUAUGACUUUGAGCCGCACGUCUCCGCCAACGCCUGGUCCCCCAUCAUGCGUGCCCGGAAGAGCAGCUUCAACGUGGGUGAUGUGGCGGGGGCCGAGGCUGCCGGCAGCCCCCCAGAUGAAGGUGGCUCCAUUGAGGGCACACCUGCCAAAGACCACAGGGCUGGCCGAGGACACCAGGUACACAAGUCCUGGCCACUUGCCAUCUCAGACUCGGACGCCGGGCUGGACCCCGGCCCUGGCACAGGGGACUUUAAGAAGUUCGAGCGGACAUCAUCCAGUGGCACCAUGUCGUCCACAGAGGAGCUGGUGGACUCGGAGCGGGGACCCGGGGCUUCGGCCUUCGAGCAGGCUGACCUCAAUGGCAUGACCCCCGAGCUGCCGGUGGCCGUGCCCAGUGGGCCGUUCCGCCAUGACGGGCUGUCCAAGGCAGCCCGAACCCACCGGCUCCGGAAGCUCCGCACGCCCGCCAAGUGCCGUGAGUGUAACAGCUACGUCUACUUCCAGGGUGCGGAGUGUGAGGAGUGCUGCCUGGCCUGCCACAAGAAAUGCCUGGAGACACUGGCCAUACAGUGCGGGCACAAGAAGCUGCAGGGCCGCCUGCAGCUGUUCGGACAGGAAUUCAGCCAGGCGGCCCGCAGUGCCCCCGACGGCGUGCCCUUCAUCAUCAAGAAGUGCGUCUGCGAGAUCGAACGGCGGGCGCUGCGCACCAAGGGCAUCUACCGGGUCAAUGGGGUAAAGACGCGCGUGGAGAAGCUGUGCCAGGCCUUCGAGAACGGCAAGGAGCUGGUGGAGCUGUCGCAGGCUUCACCCCACGACAUCAGCAACGUCCUCAAGCUCUACCUGCGCCAGCUGCCGGAGCCGCUCAUCUCUUUCCGCUUCUACCACGAGCUCGUGGGGCUGGCCAAGGACAGCCUGAAGGCGGAGGCCGAGGCCAAGGCGGCGACCCGGGGCCGGCAGGAUGGCUCGGAGAGCGACGCAGCGGUGGUGGCCAUGGCAGGUCGGUUGCGGGAGCUCCUGCGGGACCUGCCGCCCGAUAACCGGGCCUCGCUGCAGUACCUGCUGCGGCACCUACGCAGGAUCGUGGAGGUGGAGCAGGAGAACAAGAUGACCCCCGGGAACCUGGGCAUCGUGUUCGGGCCCACACUGCUUCGGCCACGGCCCACUGAGGCCACCGUGUCCCUCUCUUCCCUGGUGGACUACCCCCACCAGGCCCGUGUCAUCGAGACCCUCAUCGUGCACUAUGGCCUGGUCUUCGAGGAUGAGUCGGAGGAGACCCCUGAGUGCCAGGACGAGCCGUCCAAUCAGCGGGCUGAGGUGGUCGUCCAGGUGCAGUAUCUGGAGGCAGGCGAGGGGAUGGUCUACCCCCUCCCAGAGGCAGCGGAAGACGGGGCCGGAGAAUCCCGAGUUGUGUCCAACGACUCAGACUCGGACCUGGAGGAGGCCUCCGAGCUGCUGUCCUCAUCGGAGGCCAGUGCCCUGCGCCGCCUUAGCUUCCUGGAGCAGCACCAGCAGGAGGCCAGCCUGGAGGAGGCUUCUGGCAGCCACAGUGGUAGCGAAGAACAGCUGGAGGCCGUGGCCAGGGAGGAUGGGAAUGGGGACGACAGGGUCCCAGCUCUGCAGCUCUCGGGGUUCAACACCAACCAGUCCAACAACGCGCUGCAGGCCCCACUGCCUGCCAUGAGGCUCCGUGGUGGGCGGAUCGCACUGGGCUCCUGCAGGGAGAGGCGGCCAGAGUUCGUCUGAGCUGGGGUGGGGCCAGGACCACGGGUGGCGGCUGCUCCCACGUGCUCCUGUCCCUCCACCUCCAGUGUCCUGGCCCCGUGGCUUGGCUCAGCUACGCCAUCCUGGGGAUGCUGCCGAGUGCGUCUGGACUCGGAUGUCGUGCCAGCAGGCGCCUGCUUCCAGGGGCAUGCGGUCUUGGGGCUGUGUGUGGAGUGGGCCCUGCACGCCUUUGCACCCAGGCAGGCCUGGCUCAGCAGAGCUGGGGGAUCACUGCUGUCCUGUGAAGUCGCCGUGGCCUUGGUGGUGCCCACGGGGCUGUGUGGAUGAGGGACGGAGACCCUGCCCUCCUCACAGGUGUGUUGCAGGGACUGGGCAUCCAGAAGCCAUUCUGGGAGCCGCGGAUGGGGCGGAGGCUGGGGCUUAGAGAGGUGUCAAGGGUGUGUUACAGCAGGGUCUGAACACAGGCCCUGGACUCCCUUUUCCAGGAACCCAGGUCUGGCCACCUGGGGCUUAGGUACACGGGGGUCUCCGAGCGACUGGAGUUAACUCACGCACGUUUAUUUUGCUGGAAUAAAGUUUCUAAUCAGG
Sapajus apella (tufted capuchin) is the source of this 4473-nucleotide messenger RNA. RefSeq names its product Rho GTPase activating protein 45 (gene ARHGAP45). The record is from RefSeq and is a predicted model, not a curated record. Lineage: Eukaryota; Metazoa; Chordata; Mammalia; Primates; Cebidae. Gene Ontology annotation, molecular function: GTPase activator activity. The transcript is spliced from 23 exons. The coding region runs from base 415 to 3906 and encodes 1163 amino acids. Gene Ontology annotation, cellular component: membrane. Gene Ontology annotation, biological process: activation of GTPase activity; signal transduction.